AACUCUUGCCUUGAGAUGGGUGCAGUUGUAAACAACAAUUAAUGUGGAUUGAGUUCUGUUUUGGACACGUUUGGAAUGAAGCUAAAAGUUCCCUGCUGGAUUUUGGACUGAUUCCUAGUCCUGUACAUGCAGAAAUAAUCCAGUAAAAAUCACAAAAACAACAGCUUCUUCUAAACAAAUCUCCUGUUUGAGGAACUGGUCCGACCCUCAUGUCGUCCCUCUGCCUUUCGCCUGUUUUCGUCUCUGCUCGCUUUUUUUUUUUUUUCUUCCUGCAGAUGUUCAUUAACAUUACAAGACCUUCCCCUUAGCUCCUCCCCCGCGCUCUGAUUGGCCACACUGUUACUGGAGCUGUCAGCUCAGCUCUGGGAAGCUUUUCUCUCUGCUCAGUUCGACCUGCAGCCUGUAAGACAGGCUGGCUGCAGCCAGUGCUAAGCGCUUUGUUAGCUGGCUCAGAGGGCACCCAGGGAAACUCCAGCCGUAUCAAUGAAAUAGUAUACUUUCACCCCUCAAUUUUCGUUUUGGAAAAUGAUCCUCUGCACGAAUAAAAUGGAGUAUCCCUUAAGAUCGCAGUGCCAGCGAGUACAAAAACAGGUGAUGGUGAACGGUGAGAAGGAGCGAGUGUCGCUGCUGGUCAUGAAGGCGCUGGUCAGCAGGGGGAGUGUAGACGCCGUAUCCCAGCAGAUGGCCACUCACCCCCAGUAUCUGGAGAGCUUCCUGCGCACACAGCACUACAUCCUGCACAUGGACGGCCCCCUGCCGCUGCCAUAUCGCCAUUACAUUGCCAUCAUGGCUGCAGCUCGACAUCACUGCGAUUACCUGGUGUACCUGCACUCGGCCCAGUUUCUGAGAGUGGGAGGCGACCAUCUGUGGUUGCAGAGUUUGGAAGCAGCACCCCCUCGUCUUCGUCUCCUUGACCACAUUAACAAGGUGCUGGCCCAUCAGCCGUGGCUAACCGCCUGCUCCCAUAUACAGACGUUGCUGAAGGCGGGUGAACAGUGCUGGUCACUGGCAGAGCUGGUGCAGGCCGUGGUAAUCCUGGCUCACUGUCACUCCCUCUGCAGCUUUGUGUUUGGAUGCGACGUGAACCCGGACUUUGCCCUUUUCUCCAAAUCUCCCAACGACACGCUGCCAGCCUUUUGCCCCUACGAUGCUGCCAACGGCAACACCAACGUGCCUCAGUCGCUCGCCGCCCCCUCUGAACACAGAACUCGACGACGGUCCCUGGAAUCGAGUUGUGAGAUGGUCUUUCUUAGAGAGAGGAUCCAGAAGUCCCAAGAGGAGCGCGACAAAAGAGAAGAGCAGUUUCUGCAGACACACCAGCAAACAGACAUGGAAGAGGAGGAGGAGAUGAUUUGCUUCGCAGAUCCGUCGCGCUUUAUCACAGAUCCUGACUUUUGCUAUCAGGAGUUCAGCCGCAGAGAGGAAGAUCGUUUCCAAGUGUUGAGAAUUCAGGACUAUUCGUGGGAGGACCACGGCUUCUCCUUGGUCAACAGACUGUACUCGGACAUCGGGCACCUCCUGGACGACAGAUUCAGAAGUGUAGCCACCCUCCCCUCAUUGCAUAGCCCCGACCUGAAGAGAGCCGUCUGGAAUUAUAUUCAUUGUGUUUUAGGAAUCCGCUAUGAUGAUUACGAUUAUGGAGAGGUGAACCAGUUGCUGGAGCCAGAUUUAAAGCUGUACAUCAAAGCUGUCGCUUGUUUUCCCGACGCCACAAAAACUCUGAUGUGUCCUCUGAGUUUGACCGCCGCUAAAAGCUCUGAAAGGAUACACAUAAAUUUACUCAUCAUGGAAGCCCGGCUGCAGGCCGAGCUGCUCUAUGCACUGAGAGCCAUCACUCAGUACAUGAUUACCUAAGUGUUGAGGCGGGGGGCACGGAGGAUCGACAAACAUCAGCAUUGAUGGUGCAGAAACUGAGCCCAGCGGUUCGGGGCUGCGUCUCAUGAAUGUGCUUUUUUUCUAUCAGAUUCAAUGUAUUUUCUAUCACAGGAAGUGGGGGCGCGUGCUCAUCGCUCCUGAAGUUUGUCUCAUUGUGAAGUCCGAAAAACAUCCCGACUCUCAAUGGUUAUGUGCAAUUUUUUUGUAGAAGUUAUUUUAAUUUUUAUCCGUUUGUGUUCAGUGUUUGAGAAACUGCUUUGAUUUUGUUUCAUGUUUUGAAGCAGUGUGUUAACGGUGGCCAACACUCCUAUCAGCUAGACAAGUAUCCUUUUGUAUAAACUAAGCUUUUGCAGAAAAACAAAAACAAACAAAAAAAAACUUUUGUACAAAUGAAAUGAAUGUUUAUGGGAGUUCAGGGCUUUUAUUUUUGUUUUCUUUUUAUGGACAAUCCUUGUCUGUGCUGCAGGUAGAACACUGCAGCGCCGACAGGUUUGCUCGCCCUUACAUUUCAAAUAGAAGCCGGUCACAAAAAAGCACAGCCGUGACACUGCUGGAAGUUAUUGCAUCACUAUCAACUAUAGUUUCUUUUAAUAAGCACUUUUUAAAACAAACUUUAUAUAUUUAUAAUCCAAUGUAGCUCACGUAUUUACAUUAGUUGGAGUCCUUUCUUCUUGUCUGUGUACACUUUAGGGGGCCCUCCAGCUUUCUGCUGCCCUCAUUUCUGAAUGAAGGUACAAGAUCUGCAACCGCAGCAUUUUCAGGAAGACGUAUCCUAAAGGAGUUCAGAAAUGGAUAAGCUGAGCCAUUCUGUGUGUUUGAGAAGUUAACUGAGUAAUAAGUCAUUGUAAUCAGAAAAACGAAUCCCUGUUGUUCCAGAUUGUUCAGGGUUUUCCUCAUGGAAACCUGCACAAAAUGCAGUUUUCUCUUCAGUUUUGCUAGUUUGGAACAAACUUGAUCAUAAAAAUCAAAAUUUGUCAGAAUUUCCAAAUGUUGGAAGCCUGUUGGUCAAAUUAUUAUUUUAUAAGUUUGUGUCUGUUUUACAGCUUUUGUACAUUUCGUUUUCCUGGGAGUGACUGUAGCAUCUGCUUGUUGUACUGAAGCCUGAUAGAUGUAGAGCUUAGCCCGACCGUAGACUUAGAAUAAGCAACGGCAAAGCAUACUAAAGAAACGAGUAACUGUCGACAAAAGCGAACGCGCUGUGAACACAGGUGCCUUUAGGCUGGAAUUGAAGCGCUGCUCAUGUGGAGGGAUGUUACUGUGGGAAGCUGAACGAGGGCUGCUGGUGUAUCUGGGAAACGCUCCCACCUGUGACCGAGAGGACGACCUCUUUACUCCCGUGUGAAGGAGAACACAUCAUCUUCUUGGUAUUUCAGUAUCUCAGUAACUUUUCUGAAAAGUGUUCCUGGAAAAGCACCGGGGUGUUUUCCUGUGGGGUGACGCUCACAGCUUCUCAGCGAGAGCCUUUGACACAGAUGGAUGUGAAAACGUUUAACAAGAGAAAAUGUAAACUAGUGGAAGAAAAAAAAAAUGUUUGAAAAUGUGAAGAAAUGUUUUCUAUAAAUAUGUUGUAUGAAAAUCAA
Molecule: messenger RNA, 3455 nt
Organism: Oryzias melastigma (Indian medaka)
Lineage: Eukaryota; Metazoa; Chordata; Actinopteri; Beloniformes; Adrianichthyidae
Gene: sesn4
Product: sestrin-3
Exons: 9
Coding region: 526-1854 (442 amino acids)
Biological process (GO): cellular response to leucine starvation; cellular response to L-leucine; negative regulation of TORC1 signaling
Cellular component (GO): nucleus
Molecular function (GO): L-leucine binding; oxidoreductase activity, acting on peroxide as acceptor
Source: RefSeq, a predicted model, not a curated record